Molecule: messenger RNA, 1254 nt
Organism: Guillardia theta CCMP2712
Lineage: Eukaryota; Cryptophyceae; Pyrenomonadales; Geminigeraceae
Exons: 11
Coding region: 1-1254 (417 amino acids)
Source: RefSeq, a predicted model, not a curated record
AUGCAGGCGCUACGGAACCAGAAGCACGGAUGCCCCUCCUGUCAGGCUCCCAAGAAGUACUACUGCGAGGAAUGCACGCGCGCUGUGGGCGACGCGUCGCUCGUCCCCUCAGUCGCGCUGCCGUUCCAGGUUGCGAUAGUUCGCCAUGCGCGGGAGAACAAGAGCAAGAGCACGGCCACACACGUCAGCCUCACCUCCCCCGACGUUGAGAUCUUCACCUACCCUGCCCUCCCUGAAGCAGACGAGGAAGGGGCGGGGGAGGGAGGAGAGGAGGAGGGAGGGAGGAGGGGGACGUACAAGGACUCGCUGCUGCUGUUUCCAAGCAAGGAUGCGGUGGAGGCGAGUGAGAUGAGGUGGGAGGGGAUCAAGAGAGUCUUCGUCAUCGACAGCACGUGGUUGACCACCAACCAGAUCCUGCGAGAUGAAAGAUUCCGCGGCAUGCCACAUGUCAAGAUUGCAGCUGAACAAACAACUUUCUGGAGAUAUCACGCGCAUGGAGAAGCUUUCCUGUCGACCGCUGAGUGUAUCUUUCACCUCCUCCGGCAGUACUCCAUCGCGACUGCUGGAGGUUAUGAUGGGAGAUACGAUCAGCUUCUCUUUUACUAUGCGCAUUUCUACCGUCAGAUUCAACUCCAUUAUCUGCAUCGAUCAGACAGAAGUUUCGUGCACAAGAACAACUACAUUCAUUACGACAAGGCAUCGGAGGAGGAGGCAAAGCUCAAAGCCUUGAGAAAGGAGGAGGGGAUAGCGGAAGACGAACAGGCCGGGAUGGGGAACGAGCAGGACGAGGAUGAGGAGGGGGAGGUGGCGAAGAGGGCGAGCGAUGCGAGGAAUCAGGCUCUGCUGGCUCGAGAGCGAUUCUUCUCUCCCAGCUCCAUACCUACAGAAUUUGCGAUCGCGGAGGUCAUCAAGGUCAGAGAGAAGUGGAGAGCGCUGGUCACUUUCCGUGUUGACAAGCCCAACUGGCCCUCGACCAAGUUUGCUUGUCAAAUCAGAUACAAGGGGAAUGCACAGAAGCAACAGCCUCCCCUGCAACUUGACGCUGCGACGGGAGAGUGGAGAACAUAUUCGCAAGACCUACAUGACGACGAGAAAACAAGAGAGAUGUCAGGCCAUCACUUCGGGGGGCAUCUGGGAAAGAUCAAUGAGGAGGAUCUCCCGCAGAUGAUACAAGUGAGGUUCAGGUCGGAGCCCCUUGGCUGGAGCGAGUGGAGCUCCUCGAUCGAGCUUGAAAGGAACCACUUGCAAGAGUAG